Colletotrichum higginsianum IMI 349063 is the source of this 927-nucleotide messenger RNA. RefSeq names its product Mynd finger family protein. The coding region runs from base 1 to 927 and encodes 308 amino acids. Lineage: Eukaryota; Fungi; Ascomycota; Sordariomycetes; Glomerellales; Glomerellaceae. The record is from RefSeq and is a predicted model, not a curated record. The transcript has a single exon.
AUGAUCGCCGCUGAACCGACUCGUUGGACCGAGCAAAGCGACGAGUUCAUCCGCACCAACUCGUUUCCCGGUCUUCGAUGGAAGACUCUACUUCAUGAUCCCAGCCUCAAUUUUCUUCACAACGAGGCAGACGUCGCUCGCGCUGUGGAAUCGUAUGUCCAUUGCCCAACGGCGCUGACGCUGGUACACGGUCACAAACAGGGUACCUUCACGAUGAAAUCCCACUCUCAACCGUACAAAACGGUCACCUGGGAUGAUGACGACAAACUUCCCCAAGAGCCUGAAUCGAUACAACUCAUGCCAGAUAUGGUGACGACAAUGGAGAUUCAGCUUCCCGGCGGAACGACCAAGCAAGUAGCUGUAAUCAUGGAAUAUAAGGAUACACUCCUGAACCCCAUCGAACAGUUCCAAAACGCGAUCAAACUUGCAAAGCUAGAGAAGACAGCUCAGACGGUGUUGGACACCCUGGACACCCUGGACGAGCAGGCUGGCAGGCUAGUCAGCAGUUCUAUCAUGGAUGAAGCGUCCUCUAUUGCAUCAGAGAGCGAAGACCUGUUGGUCGGCCCAUCGGACAGCACUGUCUAUGCACCUGCGUUCGAUGGACUCGACGACUCGGUUGAGCAGUCGAACGAUACGUCCUCGACACUCGGGCUAGGCCGACUGACUGGCUACCAAAUGGAUGCCAAGGAAAUCAUGACACAGCUCACCUCAUACGCCCUCAUGUUUCAAACACCUUGGGGCAUUGUGACGGACUUCAUCACCGCGACUAUCUUUCACUUCCAUCAAAUGGAGAGACAAGGUUCGCCGAAAGAGCAGCUGCGCAAGGGUCCCGGAGAGGAAGUCACUGUCCUCAACAUCCAAGACGCGCGCGAGAUUCUGCCCAACAUCCUUGGUUUGAUGCGCGAGGCCGAGACAACUUCUUGGUAA